AAGUUUUAAGUUUUAUUUUGGUUAAUUCGAACAGUUUUUAAAUUUAUCUGUGGUAUUCCCAAAAAUAGAACAAUGCCUAAAAAUAGAAGACAAACUUCGGAUCAGUUGGAUGAUACCGAAACGUUAAAAUCUGAAAAGACAUCGAAAACCAGCCUCAACGCAAAAUCUGAUCAGAAUGUGAAAAUUAGAAAAGAAUCUGAGACUCCAAUAAAGAAGGUCACGUCUCGGGGUCGACGCAACAUGGAACGAGUGGAGAUGCUAGCGAGGCCAACUGCUCGUCGACUGCGAUCCUUGUGGGACGACAAAUGCGAAAUCCUUCCCAAACACCGCAGAGAUAAGAUCAAAAGCGCUUUGGAGGAAGACUAUUUUCUAAGUCCCGAACAAACGGAGCAAUACUUCCAAGCUUUGAGCGAAUCAUCUAAGCGAUGGACGGGUCCGGGUGGCAUGGUGGGCCGCUGGGAACAGGCAGAGCAAUCACGGGAGCUCCGGCAAAGACAGAAGUGGCUGGUCAAUUUCAGUGCUCAAGUGGCCUACCGUCUGUGCGAUUAUAUCGCCAAGGGACAAAAGGAGAUGCUGGUCUCCAACAGAUUGCGAAGUAUCGCUGAUGUUGUUUUGGAAAGAGUCGCAGAAAUAUUAGGAGAGCCAAAACCCUCACGUUCCCAUCCCGGCCGCCUAGCCAGGUUCAUGGUAGCGAUUUCUGACCGUAUCGCUGUGUGGAUAGAAAACGCAGUGUACCGUGCCGACGCCAUCGAGCCCCGUGAGUCCAGUCCUUUUGAAGAACACGUAUUCUUCUUCUUGUGCUGCGUCGCCAUGGCGGCUGCUGCCCCGCAGUUCAUCACCUCAUGGCCCGGCUACGUCGCACCCGCUUUCGGUUCCAGGACCGUAGUGGCCGGACCCACUGUCGUGAAUGGAUUCGACGGCUUCAACCGCUUCGUGUCCCCCGGAUACGUCGGCGUGUACUAGUGCAGCCCCCAAUACCUGUCCGGAUAAUACAAACGAAGUACUCAAAAAUUGGCACGCGUCUACUGUUAUGUACAUAACUAAAUAAACACACGCUCUAAA
Molecule: messenger RNA, 1062 nt
Organism: Pararge aegeria (speckled wood butterfly)
Lineage: Eukaryota; Metazoa; Arthropoda; Insecta; Lepidoptera; Nymphalidae
Exons: 9
Coding region: 73-963 (296 amino acids)
Source: RefSeq, a predicted model, not a curated record